Olea europaea var. sylvestris is the source of this 757-nucleotide messenger RNA. Its product is annotated as tobamovirus multiplication protein 1-like. Bases 267 to 593 code for a protein of 108 amino acids. The record is from RefSeq and is a predicted model, not a curated record. Lineage: Eukaryota; Viridiplantae; Streptophyta; Magnoliopsida; Lamiales; Oleaceae. The transcript has 5 exons.
AGAGAGUGAAAUUAAAAGACUCUUUUGGUCAACCUAAAAAUUUACACAAAUACAUAUAGAGACAGAGGGAGCGCGAGAGAGAAGGUUGGGGAAUCGACAAGUGGAUCCAAUGAGUUACUAUACCGCCACUUUCCCCUUUCCGUUGUCCGUUUUUAACGCUCAAAUUAAUACAUACACUACUCUACACCAUAUAUACAGGGUAUGUGUAUAUCAUACACCCACAAAUUUUAGGUGAUAGUGUGUGUUUUUGUAAAAUAACUUUGAGAAUGUUGAAUUUGGGAAUUGGCAGUUGCUAUCCAAAGACUUAUGUUGGAGUGAAUGCAGGUCUUGCUUGUGUUGAUGGGGUGAUUGCUCUUCUUGCUUUCUUUCAGUUGAUGAGGAUUCAUGCAAGGAAUCCAAAUUGGACCCGACAAAAAGUUUUACAUAUAGUGAUUGGAUCCUCUAAUUUGGGGUAUUCCAUUUAUUUUGUGAUGACUCUUUUUGCUGCUUGUAAGAGUUGGCUUUGCUGGUCGUACACCUGCGGUUUCAUUAGCAUGGCUUUCCCGAAAAUACUGUUCAUUUCAGCUUUUCUUCUACUUUUGUCAUUCUGGUAAGCCCUUUUUUUAUUACUUAGAGAAUCAUGUUCAUCUUAAUAUGUGUAUGUUGAUAAGUUUGAAUGGACAGUUGGAAAUUAUACUUUCUUCAGUAAUUCUACAAACUACACUAUUGGUCAUAAAUAUAAUUCAACAAUCAAGAAGUGGUGAGAAAUAUUCGGCAU